Messenger RNA from Nanorana parkeri, 2394 nucleotides. RefSeq names its product collagen alpha-1(IX) chain-like. The transcript has 27 exons. NCBI's taxonomy places the organism in Eukaryota, Metazoa, Chordata, Amphibia, Anura, Dicroglossidae. The coding region runs from base 1 to 2394 and encodes 797 amino acids. The record is from RefSeq and is a predicted model, not a curated record.
AUGACCUUAGAAGAGAUGUCCACCAGCAGAGGGAGUGUGAGAAAGUGUAAACACAAAGAUUUGAAAGAUCUACGGCAGUUUUCUGGAAAUCUUUACAGCUGUUGCACAGAUGAAGAGGAACCAAAUGUGGGAUCUAGAUAUAUGUCAUUUGGAAAAAAGAAGAUGAAAUUCACAAAACUCAUCGGUUUUUGCACAUUACUGAGCAUUAUAAAAUGCCAAGAACCUGCUCUCUCUGUGUAUGACCUUAUUGAAGAACUUAGGUUUUCCACAGCCACAGAAAUAACAAGAGUGAAUGGAUCUAACCCAACAUUAUCUGCUGUCCGCAUUAAGGCUCCAGUUUCCCUGAAGAAAGAUGGUGCUUUCCCUUCAGAUGGAUUACCUACUGAUUACUCUAUUAUUGCCACUUUUAAAAUUGUAAACGCUGUGCCUCAGAGGAUCUGGAAUUUAUGGAAGUUUAUUGAUGGAAAUAAAAAACAUGAAAUCGGACUCAGGUUUAAUAACAAUUCACAGACUGUAAACUUGUUCUACUCUACGCCAAUCAAGACUCUUAUUUUCCAGAAACAUAGCAAUUCUGAAAAGCUUUUUGAUGGGAAAUGGCACAAGUUAGCUUUCAGUUUAACAAAUGGUAAUGCUAAAAUGGUUCUAGACUGUAUUGAUGUCAGCGAUGUCUCUGUAAUAGAAGAGAAACUUCCUCAAAAGAAUGGGAUCUCUUCACUGGUUGACAUGCAGAAGCUUGAAAUACACUAUGACCCAGGAAGGGCUUUGUUGGAGCAAUGUUGUGAGCUAUAUGAUCAAUGUGGGGGUUCUGCUGAGCUAAGCAUCGGGGCUAACUCUCGAGGUUGUAAGUGCUCACAUGGGAUAUUAGGUCUUCAGGGAACUGCAGGAACAAAGGGGGAGAAAGGCCAUGCAGGUGAACGUGGAGAACUUGGUCAUUCAGGAAAUUUGGGAGUUCGUGGCAGUCCUGGUGCUUAUGGAAGUAUUGGUGACACUGGCUUUAAGGGAGAAACAGGCAUAAAGGGGGAAAAGGGAGCAAGAGGUAUACCUGGUGACAGAGGUAACCGAGGAGAUCCUGGAUUCAAAGGACUCUCAGGAGCAGAUGGUUUCAAAGGAAUCGCAGGCCCACCAGGAAUACGAGGAACGUCAGGGCCAAAAGGAGAUAAGGGAGAAGAGGGAGAAAAAGGGUAUGAAGGAAUUCCAGGAUUCACGGGAGUUAAGGGCGAUGAUGGGUUUCCUGGGAUUGAGGGUCGUCCUGGCAGACAAGGAACAAAGGGACUUAUUGGUGACCCAGGAGAACUUGGAUUUGUUGGGAGCAAAGGGGAGCCUGGUAUAUUAGGCCCAAAAGGUCGAAGAGGUACACAGGGACCGCAGGGAAUCAUUGGUGAUCCAGGUUUGAUGGGACGUGAUGGUGAUGAUGGAAUUGAAGCAUAUCAAGGUCCUCAGGGUGGAGAAGGACGCAGUGGAGUUUUGGGGAUUAAGGGAGAAAAGGGAUUUGUGGGACUGCGAGGCCCUGAGGGUCCCCAAGGAAGACCUGGGCUACCAGGAUUAAAAGGAGAAGCUGGUGUGCCUGGCCGGCCUGGAUUUAUGGGUCCACCUGGAGCCGCUGGACAUGUAGGACUUACUGGUGGUCCAGGAGCAAAGGGCAGCACUGGGGUUCAAGGAAUCAAAGGUUCAGAAGGACAGAAGGGUGAAAAGGGAACAAAGGGACCUAAAGGCAAAGCUGGAGAUAAUGGCCCAGUAGGUCCUGAGGGAUUUGCUGGUAGAAGAGGACCUCCAGGAGAAGUUGGAGUUCGUGGUCAAGGAGGAGAGCAAGGUCCCACAGGUGAUGCUGGAGUUCCAGGAGAGAGUGGACCAAUGGGGUCAAAGGGGCCAACAUUUCCUGCUUCUCGUGUUAUUGAGGUUUGUCAAAAGCUUGUUCGUGAACAAAUGUCUGCAUAUGCCCAGUCUGUACGGAGACAAUGUGCAAGUGUUUGUCCUUUGUAUGGUGAAGUACCUAUGGGAGCACCAGGACCUGUAGGGUUGCCAGGACCACCAGGAGAACCUGGUACACCUGGAAUUAAAGGUCUAGAUGGUGAAGAUGGUGCAGAAGGAUUUUAUGGGGAGCAAGGAGAUCCAGGGAAACAAGGACAAAAAGGUGAACUUGGGGAAAAUGGAGACAAAGGUCCAAGGGGAUAUGGACUUGUUGGAUUUGUUGGUGACCCAGGGCCAAGAGGUGAAAGGGGUAUACCAGGGCUAGCAUUUGAUGGAGAACCAGGUUUGAUGGGUCCUCGUGGGCACAGAGGACAGCUUGGACAGAGAGGAUAUACAGGACUAAGAGGACUACCAGGACCGUGUAAAACCACUGGCUGUGGAGCUCCUGACCCUACAACUGACCAUACAAAAGACUUAGAAUCAUAA